This is a messenger RNA of Triticum aestivum (bread wheat), 758 nucleotides long. RefSeq names its product protein PELPK1-like. Bases 72 to 488 code for a protein of 138 amino acids. The record is from RefSeq and is a predicted model, not a curated record. The transcript has a single exon. NCBI's taxonomy places the organism in Eukaryota, Viridiplantae, Streptophyta, Magnoliopsida, Poales, Poaceae.
AUCUAGCAGUCACCUGCUACACGCGAGAGAGAAAACCAUCUCUCAACAGUACGUCCGCUAGUUCUAGCUAUAUGGCUUCCAACGCGAGCAUGUUGGCCAUGUUCAUGGCGUGCGCGCUCCUCCUCGCCGGCAGCACGUGCCACGCCGCCCGCAACCUGGCCGACACUACGCCGGCGGCUGCCGCUCCGGCUGCUAGCGCCGUCCCUGGCCUGCCGGCCGUGCCCACGGACACGGUCACCCUGAUGCCACCAAUGCCGUCGGUCACCCUGCCCACCGUGCCGCAGGUGACGCUGCCACCCAUGCCCUCCAUCGUCGUGCCCAAGGCGGUCCUCCCGCCCAUGCCCAAGGUCACCCUCCCCACCGUGCCGCAGGUGACGAUGACGCCGAUGCCCGCCAUUGUCAUGCCCAAGGUGACCCUGCCGCCGUUGCCCUUUGUCCCGAAUGUGAAUGUGCCUAUGCCUUUCGCGGCACCACCCCCGUCAGCGUAGACGCGCCCACGCGGCGGUGCUCUCGCCCUGUCCACGAUAGGGCGCCGUUCAUCUGAGUGUGGCGUCAGGUCACUCCGUGGACACGACGUACAUCUUCUUACAUGCAAGCUCGGUGUUUUAUAUGCCAUGUAUCAUAGUACCAGUAAUUAUUGCCUAUUUUUUUUACGUCUCAAUAGUAUGUGUAUUGGUAGUGUUUGAAUGUUGAGCGUUUUGUCCCAUCGUAUGUAUUUAUUGAUCUUCUUAAAUAUACAAAUUACUAUUUGCAGGUAA